Temnothorax curvispinosus is the source of this 1983-nucleotide messenger RNA. RefSeq lists its product as uncharacterized. The transcript is spliced from 5 exons. The record is from RefSeq and is a predicted model, not a curated record. The coding region runs from base 201 to 1520 and encodes 439 amino acids. NCBI's taxonomy places the organism in Eukaryota, Metazoa, Arthropoda, Insecta, Hymenoptera, Formicidae.
GAAUAAGGUUAUACGAUUACACCUUCCACAGAAAAUAUAAUGGAAAAGAGGGGAUUAUUACAACAACUAUAAAAGGAGGCAAUAAAUGUAACGGCGUACUCAGUCCACCAAAUACCAUCCACUGAAUCGAGGAUUUGAAGAGAUCGUAAUUAGAGAUUUCAAAAUCAGUUUUGAACUAAUUUUUGCGUUAUCCAUAAAACAUGAUGAAUACCAAUAAUAUUCAGCACGAUAUAAAAUCUAGUUCGAAAAACUUGGACGAAUAUGGACUUGUAAUGAUAUUUAAAGACGUAUUCGGAGUAAAUUCUCAAAAUAAAUUUCCAAAUAAUUUCGAUGCCUGGACCGUAAAAAAGCAAUGCGACUGGAUAAAAACAAACAUAGCAGAAUUCUUUCCAAACAUGCCGCAGUCUUUACACAGCGUUAUUCCAGCGUUCUUUUGCCAAUUAAAUGAUGACCGAACCUUGGAAAAGUUACCUGAAUGGAUGGAUAUGGAUAAAUAUCGCAGGGGACAAAAAUUUGUCCAGAAAAAUUACACCGCGAUAAUCUUAUCCAAAAUAAUGGGCCUGAUGUAUAUUUAUACAUUUCAAGGAGAACUAGGGCCAAUUAUUUUGGGAGAACAUAGCCAUACGCCGUAUUUAGGAUUCGGAAAGUACAUAGCGUCUGUAAAAUCGAUGUUCAGCUGGUAUGAUGGAGAACCGUGGAUUAAAGGAACAGAAGCAUAUAAAAAUAUGCAAGUAGUACGUGGUAAGCAUGUGGCGAUAAGGAGAAAGGUGCGUCAGAUGGAUAAUGAGCAAAUUGCUGCUGCGUGCACAUUCGCCAAUCCAUGGUGUCUAGAUCGUGAAUUGCUUCUGAAGGAUUUCGCUGCAAUUUCUUCACCUGAGAAAUUUGGACAGCGUCAUACAAUCCUCAACAAAUCACCAUACAAACCGAAAGGUAUAAAUAACGCCGACUUCUCAUUUGCUCAGUGCUGUUUCGUAGUUGCACCUUUGCUCUAUCCACAAAAUAUUGGAAUACACGACCCGACCGACGAAGACUUGGAGGCUUUCUGCUAUAUGUGGAAAUGUUAUGGAUAUUUUCUUGGAAUGGAAGAUGAGUACAACUUUUGCCGUGGCAGCCUCGAGAAAAUAAAACAACGAGUGAAUGACCUUUUCCAAUAUUGGGUCAUUCCAAAUUUUAAGGAAUUGUCACCAGAAUGGGAGCACAUAAUCAGAUGUCUUGUUGAGCACAUAAAUUACUGGCCUAUAAUAUUUUAUAUGCCUUUUAAAGUGAUGACAUUAAUCGCCACAGACACGUUAAAUCUAAAUAUGCCUAAUUUAUACGCUUCACUUAAUUACACAGAGUGGAUUCUUUAUAAGAUCUACAAAUUUCUGUUCUACGCAACUAAAUUUUCACCUAUAAGAGAUAUUAUUAAUAGUAUGAUACGCAAGGGCAUGAAUGAAGCAGCGGACUACAGUGCGGAGAAACUACAAGAAAUUCAUGAAAAGUCGAAGAAAACUGUACCCGAUUUUUCUAUUACGUAUUAAUGGUUUGUUGUAAGCCGUGACAUCAUCCGGAAAAAAUUCGGAAAUCAGCUUGCCCCAAUUUAGUAAUCGGCCUGAUUUUCGAACAACUUGACACUUCAAAAUUUUGACACAUUAAGGUGAUCCUAAAGCUGUCCGUAAUACCUACACUCGUUUUUAACAAUAUUUGCUUCGUAUAAAAAUUCUACAACUUGAUGUUACAAAAUGAGGGUGCAGGUCCAUUCAGUAGGCAUCAAGAAAUAUCAUACCGUUUGUAGAAUUAGGCUGAGACUCCAAACAAAAAAGUUAAACGAAAAGUACGAUAAUGUACUUACAUUACGUUCACGUAACGUUCACGUCACGGAACACUCGAGUGUAUAUACAUACGCUCACGUACAGAUUUGAUGUCCGUGGUAUCGGGCUGAAUUUUUUUUUAAUCAAUAAUGUAUCAUUAAAGGAAGGUAUUGAAUUUGGCUUGAUCGGUAAA